AUGACUGCAAAGCAGGACCAGAAACCUGCAAGUCCUCUAAAACCAGGAGACCCAUCAGGGGCUAAACAGGGGAGUGCUGCACAACCACAGCAGCAGCCCCUACAGCAGAAGACUCAACAAGUCCAGCCUCAGCAGACCCCAGCAAGUGCACCGAAAGCAGAACCUGUGAAGCCUCAGCAACAGCCUCCUAAAGUUGGGACCUCUCCAGGACCUGCUCAGAAGACACCACAGGAAAACCGGAGAACAUCAGAAGUUCAGAAACCACCACAGCAGCCCAGCCCUGGGCGUAGGCAGAGUAGUGCCAUUCCGUCCACACAGCAACACCCCAAGCAGGAGACAGGAGGCUUCUUUGGCUUUGGUGGUCCAAAGUCUCAGCCUGCUGCCUCAAAGGCUGAAGAGUCAGUGUCUGGGAAGAUGUUUGGCUUUGGAUCCUCCAUCUUCAGCUCUGCAUCCACUUUGAUCACCUCAGCUGUUCAGGAUGAGCCCCACACCACACCGCCAGCUUCCCCCAAGUUGUCUGCACCGGCCUCUCCCAAGAUGCCCCCUGCAAAGGAGACCAAACCACCUGCUGUUCAGAGAGCAGAGGAGAAAAAAGCAGAGCAACCCCAGCAGGCCAAGGUCCCCCCAUCAAUACAGGCCAACGUGGACAAACCCCCAUCAGAGCCUCCAAAGGGAGCAGCAUCUUCCCAACCAUCUCCCAAAGCAGGCCAGUCCACCUGUCCACUCUGCAAGGUGGAACUCAACAAGGGAUCCAAGGACCCUCCCAACUACAACACCUGUACCGAAUGCAAGAACACUGUCUGCAACCUCUGUGGAUUUAACCCCAUGACAAGCGUUACUGAGAUGAAGGAGUGGCUGUGUCUGAACUGCCAGAUGCAGAGAGCUCUUGGAGGAAUUGAACCCCCAGAACCCCUCAUGAUGAAACUGUAUCCCAACAAAGUUUUUGCACCUCAAACAGUCACUGUCACACCUAUUGUAGCCCAAAAGGACAUUGCAACACCUGCUGCAUCUGUGAAGACAGACAGUCCAAUCCCAAGCUCCCCUCAAAGGAAACCAGUUCCCCCUGCAGCUAAAGUAUCAAAAGCUGAAGCUACUAAAGCAGCAGGCACUCAAAAGCCGGCAAGCCCAGCUCAGAUGGCAUCACAGGUGAACCGGAGAGCUUCAGAACCUCAGAAACAACCACAGCAGCCCAGCCAGCCUGGGCGUAGGCAGAGUAGUGCCAUCCCAGACACACAGCAACACCCCAAGCAGGAGUCAGGGGGCUUCUUUGGUGGCUUUGGUGGUCCCAAAUCUCAGUUUACCUCAAAGCCUGAAGAGUCAGUGUCUGGGAAGAUGUUUGGCUUUGGAUCCUCCAUCUUCAGCUCUGCAUCCACUUUGAUCACCUCAGCUGUUCAGGAUGAGCCCCACACCACACCGCCAGCUUCCCCCAAGUUGUCUGCACCGGCCUCUCCCAAGAUGCCCCCUGCAAAGGAGACCAAACCACCUGCUACUGAGAGAGCAGAGGAAACAAAAGCAGAGCAACCCCAGCAGGCCAAGGUCCCCACAUCAGUACAGGCUAAAGUGGACCAACCCCCAUUAGAGCCUCCAAAAGGAGUAGCAUCCUCCCAACCAGCACCCAAAGCAGGCCAGUCCACCUGUCCACUCUGCAAGGUGGACUUUAACAUUGACUCCAAGGACCCUCCCAACUACAACACCUGCACCGAAUGCAAGAACACUGUCUGCAACCUCUGUGGAUUUAACCCCAUGACAAAUGUUACUGAGGUGAAGGAAUGGCUGUGUCUGAACUGCCAGAUGCACAGAGCUCUUGGGGGAAUGGAACCCCCAGGACCCCGCAUGAUGAAACCCCAACCCUUACUCAACAAAGUUUCUACACCUGUUGCACCUCAAAAGGAGACUCCGGCAUCUCAAAAAGAAAAGGAGACAGCCAUACCUGCUGUCGAUCAGAAGAAGGCCGCCUCCACACUACAAAAAGAGGAGAGAACCACACUUGCUGCACCACAAAAAGAGACUCCAUUACCAGCCUCAUCCAAAAUGGGGGAGACACCAGUUACAGCUUUAAAGCAGGACACUCCAACACCAGAUUCACCACAAAAUAAAAAAUAUCCUACACCACCAGGUGUGUCUGUAACAGAUGAGGUCCCAACCACAGCUUUGCCUGUCAAGAAGGAAGUUUUUUCCUCAGCCCUUAUCAAGGAGGAACCAACUUCUGCCUCCCCUCUCAUCAAGGAGGUCACUGAUUCACCUCUCACUAAGGAGGCACCAGCCCCAGCCUCACCUCAAAAGAAUAAGGAACCUAUACUACCAGGGUCACAAAACAGAAAGGUGUCCCCAACACUAGGUUCAAUCCAAGAUAACUAUGCUGUACAAUCAGGUUUACCUCUGAAGAAGGAAGUACCAUUUUCGACAGCAGUAGAGACUAAAGAGGUCCAACUUCCAGCUGCAGUUCAAAGCAAUGAGGCACCUGUUCCAGAUUCACUCAAAACAAAAGAGACUACAACAGUUGGCUCCGCACUGAAAAAAGAGGCUUCAUCUACUGAGAUCUCAAUUGACAACCAGAAACCUGCAAUUGUUCAAAAGUCGAAGGAGCGACCAGCCACACCUACAAACAAGCAGAACGAGGUUGGUCAACCCUUACAGCAGCCAGAAAAGCAAAUGCCUGCACAGGAACAGCCAGCUGCACAGCCUCUGGCACAAGUACAGUCCCUGGAAGCUCCAAAGCCAGACCCCAAAAUCACUCCCCCAAAGCAGGAGCUUGGGAAACCAGCCAGUUCAGCACCUGCUCAGAAGGCACUAGAGAUCCGGAGAACAUCAGAACCUCAGACACCACCACAGCAGCCCAGCCAGAGUAGUGCCAUCCCAUCCACACAGCAACCCCCCAAGCAGGAGUCAGGAGGCUUAUUUGGCUUUGGUGGUCCCAAAUCUCAGUCUACCCCCUCAAAGCCUGAAGAGUCAGUGUCUGGGAAGAUGUUUGGCUUUGGAUCCUCCAUCUUCAGCUCUGCAUCCACUUUGAUCACCUCAUCUGUUCAGGAUGAGCCCCACACCACACCGCCAGCUUCCCCCAAGUUGUCUGCACCGGCCUCUCCCAAGAUGCCCCCUGCAAGCCAAGGUCCCCCCAUCAGUACAGGCCAACGCCAGUCCACCUGUCCACUCUGCAAGGUGGAACUCAACAAGGGAUCCAAGGACCCUCCCAACUACAACACCUGUACCGAAUGCAAGAACACUGUCUGCAACCUCUGUGGAUUUAACCCCAUGCCACAUGAAACAGAGGUGAAGGAAUGGCUGUGUCUGAACUGCCAGAUGCAGAGAGCUCUUGGGGGAAUGGAACCCCCAGGACCGCCGAUGAUUAAAUCCCAACCCUUGCCAAGCAAAGUCUCCACACCUGCUGCAUCUCAAAAGCUGACCCCAGCACCAGCUAAACCCCAAAAGGAGGAGAUUCCAGUACCUGCGGCUGCCCAAAAAGAGAUUCCUCCACCCACUGUACCUCAGGAGACAUUAAUAUCGGCAGGAACCCCAUCAACAGCUGCAGUCAAAAAGGAGGAGACCCCAGCACCAGGAUCCCCACAAAACAAACAUGUUCCACCUGCUGUGGCUGCAAAGGACAAACAGGAACCUAUAAUUGUUCAGAAACCAGUGGGCCAAACAAUUCCAGUGACACCCAUACCCAGUGGUGCUGCUACACCUGCACAGCAGCCAGAAAAGCAAACUCCUCCACUGCAACAGCCUGAUGCAAAGCCCCCACCACAACUACAGCCCCAGCAAGUUCCAAAGAUAGACCCCAAAACGGAUCCCCUAAAGCAGAAGCCUCAACAACAGCUUCCAAUAGGUGGGACCUCUCCUGCCAAAGCUGUAUUACAACCACAGGCCAAGCCCCCAAAGCAGUCAGGAGGCUUCUUUGGCUUUGGUGGUCCAAAGUCUCAGCCUGCUGCCUCAAAGGCUGAAGAGUCAGUGUCUGGGAAGAUGUUUGGCUUUGGAUCCUCCAUCUUCAGCUCUGCAUCCACUUUGAUCACCUCAGCUGUUCAGGAUGAGCCCCACACCACACCGCCAGCUUCCCCCAAGUUGUCUGCACCGGCCUCUCCCAAGAUGCCCCCUGCAAAGGAGACCAAACCACCUGCUACUGAGAGAGCAGAGGAAACAAAAGCAGAGCAACCCCAGCAGGCCAAGGUCCCCCCAUCAGUACAGGCCAAUGUGGACAAACCCCCAUUAGAACCUCCAAAGGGAGCAGCAUCUUCCCAACCAUCUCCCAAAGCAGGCCAGUCCACCUGUCCACUCUGCAAGGUGGAACUCAACAAGGGAUCCAAGGAUCCUCCCAACUACAACACCUGUACCGAAUGCAAGAACACUGUCUGCAACCUCUGUGGAUUUAACCCCAUGCCACAUGAAACAGAGCUGCAAGAAUGGCUGUGUCUGAACUGCCAGACACAGAGAGCUCUGUCUGGUCAGCUGGGAGACAUGGGGAUGAUGGCCGAGGCACAACUCACUAAGACUGGUGCCCAGCCCACACCACAGCCUGUAGCCACAUCCACCAAGACAGAGCCCCAGUUUCCAGCAGCAACCACAACCAAGGCCCAGGCUGUUCCUCUCACAUCAGAGCCCAUUCCACCUACACUAACACCUGCUAUUGCACAAAAGGAGCUGGAGCCAAAGGUGAAAGUCCCUGAGGCUGAAGCUCCCAAUGCGGUCGCAAAGGCUGAGGCUCCAAAGACAGAAGUUCUCAAGGUGAAGAUCGCCCAGACAGAGGCACCAAAAAUGGAGUCUUCUGUGGUAGAAGUUCCUACAAAUGAGCUGCCCAAACCUGUACCACCUAAAUCUGAACCACCCAAGACUCCAGUGGUAGCUGCUCCUGUUGUCUCUGUCCCAAUGACUGAGGCCAUGACUUCUCCUGCUCCUCUACCCACCACAGUCGCUACUGCCAUUGCUGUCACUCCAGCCACUGUGGAGGCUAAGGCUCAACCAGCAGAGCUACCUAAACCAGCAGAGGAGAAGGUUGAGAAGCCAGCAGAGGAGAAGGUUGAGAAGCCAGCAGAGGAGAAGGUUGAGAAGCCACUGAAGCAACAGAAACCAGUACCUGUCACAGUGGCUGAGAGGGUAACUCCACAACCAGUCCCAACAGCUGAUACUAUCAAGAAAGUGGCCGCUCCAUUGGUUGAAAAGGUGGAUGAUGUCCUUCCUGAACCUCAGCAGAUUCUUACUGAGAAGGAGACUGUGGAGGAGGAGAAAGAGCCAACUGCAGACUCCCUCCUAGCAGACCAGGUAGUAGUUGAGGUACCGUCCAGCCCAGCCAGUCCAUUUGAGGCUGAUACCAAGACUGAGGACCAUAGUAUCAAGUCCCAGGAUGAACCAGAUAUACUUCCUAUCUCACAGGGCUCCUACAGCUCAGAGGAAGAGCUGAAGGAGUUGCAGACAGACAGAAAUGUCCCUAUGAUUGACACGACCGCUGACACAGCCAUGCCUUCCAAAGAUGAGGUGAAUGUGGAAAGGAGGCGUCUGAAUUACGUGCAGAUGGAGGAGAGCAGUGGGAGCGAACCCUCGCCCCAGGUCCAGAGACAGAGGUUAAGUGCGAUAGCAGUCAGCACGGCAGCCUCAUCCAGCAGCGAGGACUACAAAGCAGACAGCCCAGCAGUCAGCCCAGACUCAUCUGUGGAUGAGGAGGAGUUCAUCCGCAGGCAGAUCAUGGGGAUGACAGGAGAGGAGGAGAUGUUUCUCUCAGAGGAGGAAAAAGAUGAGAAAGAGAGCAGAGAGGAGGAGACCAAGGAGGCCGAGGUGGAUAACGAAUCAGGCAAAUCCAAACUUCUGCUAAAGAAAGGCAUUAUGGAUAAUGAAGACAGCCCAGCCAGGAGACCAUCUCUUCCAGGAUUUGAGGCUAAAACCACUGCAGAUAGGUCUGAGCUCACCACCACUGUGUUUAAGAAAGACAUGACGUUACAGCGAACAAAGAGCACGGGUGAUGGAGAUGCUGAGGUGGAGAGCAUCACAGAGUCUCUGGAGGACAAGUCCAAAGGUGAGGGGUCAUCCAGUGUCCAGGUGUCCAGCUUCACCCCUGGAACCUCUCCCACCUCAGCCUCUUCUCUGGAGGAGGACAGCGACAGCAGCCCCAGCCACAAGAGGAGCGGGGAGGGGAAACAGCACCGCAAGGCCAAGCACAGGCAGGCUGGCCAGUCCCUUCCCACCAUCGAGGACUCGUCAGAAGAGGAGGAACUCAGGGAGGAAGAAGAUCACCUCAGGGAGCAGGAGAAACAGAAAGAGUCAGACCAGCAGCAGGGGAAGAGGAGCUCCAAGAAGUCCAAGAGGAAUAAAGACGAACUACAGACUCAGAGGAAAUGGGAUAAGCCUGUAACCUCGCCCAGUAACCCGUCUCCUAUUGAAAACGCCUCGCCCACUGUGGAGGUGAGGCAGGCUAGAGAGAUGGAAGUGUUUCACAAGUCCUCAGGCUCUGACUAUUCUCCUAGCAUGGAGUCUGAUUCAGAGGCGUUUCACACGGAGGCCAAGAUAGCUGUCCCAAAAGGACAGAAGUUCAGUACUGCAGAGCCACUAAAGAGUGCAGAGGAGGUAUAUGAGGAGAUGCUUCAGAAAGCUAGAUCUCCUAAAGGAGAGACAGAGCCAGUCCCUGAGAUAGAGCCACUCUACGGAGGCAUGGCCAUAGAGGACUACCUCUAUGAGUCCCUAGUGGAGGAGCCUGAAGCUAAACCUAGUUCAGCCCGACCGGAGCAGCCUAGUAAAGACCAUGCUAAAGAGCCGGGGAAGAAAAGUUUAAGGUCUCCUGAAGAGGUGUAUGAGGAGAUGAUGCAGAAAAAGAAGGAACUGAUGUUGAUAGAGCAGGAGUUUCAGAGGGCUCAGUCAGCGAUAGACACUCCAAAUCCAGAAAUACAUGUGACUGCACCAUCCAGUGCUGCAGCUGAGAGCUGCAAAGUUGGUGAGGCAGAGGGAGAAAAGCCUAUGUUAGAUGCUGAUUCUACCUACGUUAAGAGGAAGAAACGUCCUGCUCCACCACGGCCCUCUGAACCUCCUAAACGGCCUGAGGUCAACGUUGCCAAGCCAACAGUUCCUCAGGAUAUGACUAUGAGGAGGGCUCUUUUCCCCAUACCGGAUUUGAAGAUCACCCAGUGUUCCUCUGGAGAGGAUGAGACAGAUGAUAGUAUAAUAGAGGAGUAUGGAGUGGGAGUGUCCUCUGAUAUUACCCCUAGCGAUGAGUCUGAGACUAAAGAACAGGUAGAGUCCUCUCCAGUUUCAGAACAUACACCAAUAACAGAGGCAGCUGAGAUUGAACCCAUCACUGUAGUGUGUGAGGUUCCCCAGACGAAAGCUACACCAGCUCCUGCCCCUGAGACAAUUCUAGCCACCAGUACAACCACCACAACAUCACCAAUUUCUCCAGUAUCACCGCCCACCUCACCAGCAACUCCAGACUCAAGUCUAGCCUCCAAUGCUACUUCCUCCUCCUCUUUCCAAGCUCCAAGUCCUCUCUCCUCUGACUCUACUCCAGUGUCCACUCCAACACCAGACCUGGCCAAAGCUGCAGCUCCCUUCGCAGCUCAGCUGCCUGCUGAUAUCUCCCCUCCUUCUAUUGCUCCCAUUAUGGCUGUUUCUCCAACCACAGUUUUGGUCACAAUUCCAGAUGUGGUGAGAGAUCCAACCCAAGCACCAACACCAGCUACAACUACAGUCCAUGCUUCUGCUCCACUAGCCCAACCCCAAGCCUCAGUCCCUGCCUCAGUGGUGGUGCACAUACCUGAUCCGGUUGUAAUCCAAAUGCCAGACCUGGUUACAUCUCCAUCCCAGAUGUCUGUUCAGGGUCCACCUUCUGUGCAGGUCACAGCACCAACUCCAGUACCAAGCCCAGUACCUUCUGAAGCCACAUCUCCAGUCCCAGCUGCUCCCAGUGCAAUGUCAACUUCGGCUCCAGUCUCUGCUCCAACUCCAGCCCCAGCUCCAGUUGUAGUCCAAAUGCCAGACCUGGUUACCAUCACCUCUUCAGUUUCACCCCAAGCCCCACUACCUGUGACAUCCUCGGCUCCUGCCCAGGCUACAGUGGUGCAUUCAGUCCCUGACCAGACUGCUGCCCCACCUCCAACCCCAGUAGUAGUCCCAGCCAUAGGGACACGCCGAAUUCAGAGACAAGCCUCCACCAAAAAAGCCCCACCUCCUCCUCCACCUAGGUCUACAUCAGUCUCCCUGCCCCAAACCUCAGCAGAGCCUACCUCUAUCAGGGCCAUCCAUAAUGUCUCCCCGACCGUGACUACCACUAUAGCCAUGGGAGCAGCUCUGCCUGUGGUGGUGAAUGUACAGUCGCUAGUGGAGGAUGUCCGGCCAGAAGGUGUUGCUGGCUCUCAGGUUAUGAUGACCCCGACCAGACAGGGGCAUGUGGUCAUCAUAGUCCCCAAUGUGGAGAACAUGUCGGUGCUCAGCCAGAUAACCCAAGACCUUGUGGCAAACUCAGUGGCAAUAACUACCACCUCUGCUGUGGUUGAAGGCAGUAGUCAGAUAGCAGCAAGGCCUGUGGUUGUCAGUGUUGCUCCUUUCUAUACUGCUCCCUCUGUUCCUGCUGUACACAGCUCAGACACAUAUAUACCUUUGGCAGAUACCCCAACACCUCCUUUGCCUCCUCCACCACCCCCUGCCACCUUACUAAAGCCAGCUGUUUAUCCCAAAAAGCCUUCCAUUUCCAUCCCACCUUCAGUCCCAACAUCAGUGCCGGUCUCAGCUGCUUUGACAAUGGCACAGGCAACUGUAACAACCCCAGGCCCCACUCCAGUACACAAGGCCCCUGCACCCCCUCCAGUCCCCCCCAAGCCUGUGUCCAUCCCUGCAGGGCUGGUGUUCAGCCACCGACCAGGGGAGAGUGUCAAACCUCCAGUGUAUCCCACUGCCAGCCACACACUUCCCACGACCAGAGAAGUGGUCCCGAAAGCCAGCUCAGCAGAGCCAUUCACAGCCACAACACUGCCCAGGACCAGAGAACCUCCCAAUGCCCUGUCUCUGAGUCUGACCACCCCAGUGGAAUCCAAGAUGAGUGCUACCUCACCCAGGUCCCCUCUUUCUCCAAGGAACGCCAAGUGUCUGGAGACGUAUGUUGUGAUAACUCUGCCCUCAGAGCCUGGCACACCCACAGAGGGUAUCACUGUCCAAGCCCCCAUCAGAAGAGGGUCCAUCAUCCCCUCUAAGCAGACAGGCCCAGGGGUUUGGACCACACCGUCAGAACAGCAGUCACCCAUUGAGGCCUUCUCAGCCCAGGACAAUGUCAGGAGAGCAUCAGUUUCCUCAUUGAGGCAGCCGCCACCACCACCAGCAGCAAUAGGACCAGUCGAAGUAGCAGCACCCCUAGAGGGAGUCACUGUUCUAGCAACAGCAAGGCGGCCUUCCAUACCAUCAGCUAUGCAGCUUCCAUACGGUAUGGCUGCGGUGGUGACAGUUUCAGCUGGGUCUGAGAUGCCUAUUCAGGUGGUUACAACUGAGGCUACUUCCACUACAAAAAGAGCGUCUAUAACCAUGCAGCAGCUUCUAACUAUGGCCCAGGUUAUCACAAUGCCUGCAGAGGCAGAGGUACCUCUAGAGGCAUAUGCUGCCCAAGUUCAAUACAGGAGAGAAUCCAUCCCCUCAGCAGUGCAACCGCCACAGGCAGUAUCAGAGGUCCUGAGUUACUCAUCAGAGUAUGAGACCCCCCUGGAGGUCAUUACAACUGAAGCCUACACCAGGAGAAUGUCAGUUCCCUCUGGCCAGGAGGUUCCCCAGACUGUCCCCGUGGCUCCAGUCACCAUCACCAGGAAGUUCCACCAGGAGUCGAUAGAGAGCCAGGAAAUCCGUGGGCCUGAGAAGGUGGUGUCCAGCCUGAGCCACGUGUACUCCUCCUCUAUCUCCACCUCAGCCCAGCCCCCGGAGAGUCUGCCCAGCCUGGUCACUCAGGUGGUCACCACCGAGGUUCAGAGAACCACUGUAUCUGUGGUUCAUGAGAGGCUGCCCCAAGCUCCUGCGUCAGACGCAUUGGCCAUCCCUAUCCAGCCAGACCUGGCUAAAGUCCAGCCCUCUCCCAAACAGAACGGGAAGAUCUAUUCCGGUGAUGCCAUUGACCUCCGCACCAUUAAGGUCGGUGUAAAGAUGACUGAUUCAGGGAUGGACUUGACGCCUCGGGAAUCGAGUCGCCAGUCCGUCUGUAGCAACUCUAGUGGCCGACAUACGGCAGUGCAGCCAGAGAUAGUGAACCUGAGUGCUGAGAUCACCCCUUCCACCACGUUGGCUGUUGUAACUGAUAGCAUCACUAUUGUCACCUGUUCAGCCACCAUUGCCUCCUACACCAGCGAGCCAGCAGAAAAGCCUUUAGAUCUGCAGGGUUAUGUUGCCUCCAUGCCUCUCCCUCUUACCACAUACAAACCAUUCGAGCCUCUGGCACAGAUAGUGUAUAGGCGGGUAGACUCUCCACCUAUCGUCAGCACGGUGACAGUCAGAGACACAGAGACACCAAUUAACCUGUCCUAUGGAGCCUCCACAGUAGAUAGCAGGCUUCCAGUGACCAUGGCCCCAGCUAUCAGCAAUGGGGGGACCAUGCUCUCUGAGCUGGCUGGGGCCGUGGACCUGUCCACCUCCAGACCCCUUAGGGCCAUGGUGGCUCUGUCCGGCACCAGCCCAGGUGUGGUGACCACGGUUGUAAAGGAUGAUGGGACGCCCAUAGAUCUGACAGCUGGGAAAAAUGUGUGCUGUGACGUCAUCUACAAGCUACCCUUCACAGGGAGCUGUGGGACCCAGCCACCAGUUAUUACCCAGCCUGACCACCACUUCGGCUACAGAGACGACCACUACCAGUAUGAUCAUGCUGGGGUCUAUGGAUUCAAGGUCUUGAACGGCAAGGCCAUGUCUGAGACCAAUCUGGCUGAUGCAGGACUCUUCCUCUAUAAUGGAAAGACCGGAUAUGACUAUAACAGAGUCUUGGACAGUGCAGUAGACCUGACAGCUGGUAAUAUAUCCGCAGGUGAAGCUCUAGACUACACUAGUAAAGCUGCUGGGUCCUAUACUGGGAUAUCCACUGCUCCAUAUUCCCAGGUCCCUGCUUAUAGUGUCCUUAGAUCCUCAGACGGAAUGGUAUACUCCUCCAUAGCAGCCCCUGUUCCUUCUACAUAUGCCAUUACCACCCAGCCAGGGUCCAUCUUUAGCACCACCCUACCCCCUACCACCACCCUCCAGGAGCAGCCAACCCAAGCCCCAUACCCCUAUGGCUUCAUCCCCACCACCGACCCUGGCCACCAGAUCAUCAGCCUGGGCACUGGCCUGCCCAAGGACCUGCUGCCCAGCGCUCUGGCUGACAUCAUGACUGGCUUCCCUGCCCUGUACUCUGACCAAACCCUGGAGGCCAUUGCAGCCUCUCUGGAGGCCCUAGCCUCGUUGCCCAUGUUCCCCGGCCUGGAUGACAGCAAGAUCACCCAGUAUCAGAUGGAGAGGGAGUUCCUGCAGCUGGAGAAGCUGAAGCAGUUGUGUCUGGCAGAGGAGCUGGAGUGGGAGAGGCAGGAGAUCCAGCGCUACCGCGAGCAGGAGCAGAUCAUGGUGCAGAGGGAGCUGGAGGAGCUGCAGGCUCUGAAACAGAAGUUGUUAGUGCAACAGGAAGAGGAGCACCAAGCACACCUUGUAGCACAGCAGGAGACCUACAACCAGCAGAGGGAACAGCUAGAGCAGAUCCAACAGCUCCAGGUGCAGCUACAGCACCAGCUAGAGGAGCACUACGGUACCACAGGAACCUCAGAUAACCUGCUAGAGGCACAGUAUGCAGGGGUGGGGGAUAACGGUCAGUACUGGCCUGUUAGGGAUGAGUCCACCACCUCAUCCACUGUCAUCCAGCUAGAGGGUGGGGUGCAGUAUGUGACCGGUGAGGGUCAGAGAGAGGUUGGAGGUCAGGACCAGCUGCAAUUCAGUAGGAAACAGUCGGCAGGGUCUAAGCAGCCUGGUGAUCAAGGGUAUGGUACAGGGGUGGUAGGGAAGAGGAUAGUGGACAGUGGGGUCCAGACAGACGAUGAGGACUCGGUAGACAGAACGUAUGUGGGGAGGAGGAAGAGGAACAACAGGAGGGGUGUAGACAGCAGUGUUCAGACUGAUGAUGAGGAGGACCAAGAGGAUGAGUGGGACAUGCCAACCAGGUCGCGGCGGCGCUCCCGCUCCAGCAAGCACAGCGGCGAGGGAAAACACGGUGGCUCUAAGGUCUCCAGCAUCGCCAUCCAGACUGUGGCAGAGAUCUCUGUCCAGACCGACCACUCUGGCAGCAUCAAAUGCCCCAGCAUCCAGAUGGACACUAAGGUGGAGAUCAUCAAACACAUCUCAGCCCCAGAGAACUCUCAGAGAGGAGGCAGCCUCAGCUGCCAGACAGACACAGACCGCAGGCGCCACUUGCCCGUAGAGGUGGGCUACAGCGCCUACCUGAAGGCAGACCUCGCCCCCAAGUCCCCCAAAGUGCUUUACUCUCCCGUGUCUCCCCUCUCCCCGAGUAAGGCCAUGGAGGAAGGGCAGAAGAGGCUGACCACUGACCCGUCCAGGUUUUCCUCCGGCCCUAGGAUGCUGAAGCCUGGACCGAAGUCUCUGCCUGACCCCAAGUCUCUCAGCCCCACCAUCGAGGACAGGAUAGGCUACCACUACACAGAAACCUACUCUGGCCAGGGCUCUCCGUCAGGCACUGGAAAGAAGGUGAAGAGGACCCUACCCAACCCUCCCCCGGAGGAUGACCCUCUGACUGGCCCGUCAGGCUACAGCACCAACUCAGCGCGCCGACGGCUCGGCCGUCACACCACCAUGGCCCGGGCCAAGAUCUUGCAGGACAUCGACAAGGAGCUGGACCUGGUGGAGAGAGAGUCAUCCAAGCUCCGCAGAAAACAGGCCGAGCUAGACGAGGAGGAGAAAGAGAUUGAUGCCAAGCUGAGGUACCUGGAGAUGGGCAUCAACCGUCGUAAGGAUGCCCUGCUGCAGGAGAGGGAGAAGAGGGAGAGGGCCUACCUGCAGGGUGUGGCUGAGGAAAGAGACUACAUGUCAGACAGUGAGGUCAGCAACAUCAGGGAGACCAGAGGGAACAGCCACGGCCUGGAGAGACCCAGGACAGCUCCCCAGUCAGAGUUCGACCAGUUCAUUCCCCCUGAAACUGAGGCUGACUCCCAGUACUCCACUCUUACCAGUCCCUACUCCCACUACACCCAGUAUGUCCCCCAGACCCAGGCCAUCAGCAACUACCCCCAGCAGACCCUGUACCAGCAGCAGGCCCUCUACCAGCAGCACCCCUAUCAGAGUCAGUCAGUCUACUCCUCUGUGCCCAGCCUGUCCUACCCCCAGGCCUCCCACUCCCACCAGCAGGCCCAGUCCUCAGGCUACCAGUCCAAGAACAACACCAACUACGAGGUGAUCCGGAACCAGCCCAUGAUCAUCGUACCCUCCUCCAGCGAGGGGGGGUAUGGGGUGGGGAAGUACGGUAGCCUGGAACUGAGGAUGGGCCUGGAGGAGAGGAGCAUGGCCUCCAGCCCCAUGUCUAGUAUAUCUGCUGAGUCUUUCUACGCUGACAUCGACCACCACAAUGCCAGGAACUAUGUUCUGAUAGAGGACAUAGAGCAGCUGACUAAAGGCUCUACAGCGCUGGGCUCUGCAGGGCUGGGGUCAGGGUUCAGUCUGCCUGAUAAGGACCUGUCUAAGGCUGACAGGCUGCUCCGGGCCGCUGAGGCCAGGCGCACUGCAGAGGUAACUGAUAUGUAAACAGUUGCAGAGUUCCUUGGUAACUCGCGUUUGCACAGCUACGGUAAAGGAGAGGAGGACUCUAUGGAGGAGCCUUAUGAGCUGAAGCUCCUGAAGCAACAGAUAAAGCAGGAGUUUAGACGAGGGACGGAGGGUCUGGAGCACCUCUCAGGCCUGGGCAUGCCUCAGUACCUCCCCACUGACCCCAGCUACAGACACUUCCCUAAGGCUGACAAGUACAGCAUCAGCCGGCUGACUCUGGAGAAACAGGCUGCCAAGCAGCUCCCUGCCGCCGUGCUCUACCAGAAACAGAUCAAGAACCAAAAGAAGGCAGCCCUGUUGGACCCCAAGAUAACCAAGUUCUCCUCCAUCCAGGAGAGCAGAGACCUGGAGCCAGACUACAGCAGCUUCCUGGGUUCUGGAGCCUCGUCUGUCACCAACCUGUCCACGCGAGCCAGACUGCUCCAGGAUGAGAUCACCUUUGGCCUGAGGAAGAACCUGUCUGAGCAGCAGAAGUACCUGGACUCCUCCCUGGGAUCUAACCUGGCUGGCUCUCUGGGCCAGAACCUGGGCCAGUCCCUUGGCCUGGGGGGACCCACCAUGAGGACUACCCUACAGGACGACACCACCUACCCCAGCGGCACGCGCUCUCGCCCCUCCUCCCGCCCCAACUCCCGCCCCAACUCCCGUCCCACUUCCGUCUAUGGCCUGGAUCUGUCCAUCAAACGGGACCUUUCCAGCUCCUCUCUCAGGCUGAAGAUUGAGGGAGAAGCAUUGGACGCAGCGUUCGGCACGGGGGUGGCCAGGACCAAGCCCACCAGCCUGCCUAUAAGCCAGAGCCGCGGGCGCAUCCCCAUCGUGGCUCAGAACUCAGAGGAGGAGAGCCCUCUGAGUCCUGUGGGAGAGCCCAUGGGCAUGGCCAGAGCCUCAGCCGGCCCUCUACCACCCAUCUCAGCUGACUCCAGAGACCAGUUUGGCUCUAGCCACUCCCUGCCGGAGGUCCAGCAGCACAUGAGGGAGGAGUCCAGGGCUACACUGGGACAUAGUGGGGUCUAUGACAAAGAUAUAGCCUUCAUCAUGGACGACCUGGGGGGAGCCAUGUCUGACAGCGAAGCGUACCACCUGAGGAGGGAGGACACUGACUGGUUUGAUAAGCCUGCAGAGAGACAACAUCAGGAAAAUGGACAGCCUCUGGACAGGAGACAGAUUAAGCUGAUUCCCUAUGUGUUCCCUCACACCCGGCUCAAACUACAGAGGGACCCCAAGGACACCAGUGUCUCAGGGAAUGGCCUGGGGAUCCGUGUGGUGGGAGGAAAGGAGAUUCCUGGUUGUCAUGGUGAGAUAGGAGCCUACAUCGCCAAGGUUACACCCGGAGGAGUGGCCGAACAGACAGGGAAAGUGGUGGAAGGAAUGCAGGUGUUGGAGUUGAACGGGGUUCCUCUGAUGGGGAAGACUUACGAGGAGGUGCAGUGCAUUAUGGGUCAGCCGUCUGCAGAGACUGAGCUCUGUGUGAGACUUGACCUGAACAUGCUGUCUGACCCUGAGCGCCCCCAGGCCUUGGAGGACCAUGACCAGCUGAAACCUGGUGACAGGCAGUGUUCUCCAGGAGUGGACCCAAAGCAGCUGGCUGCAGAGCUGCAGAAGGUUUCCCAACAGCAGGCCCCUGGGAUGGGGGUAGAAAUGGGGGUGGGGGGGCCAGGAGGAGUAGGGGUCCUCUCUGCCCUUGACCGCUCAGCUCUGUUACACUCAGGCAAUGCAUCGGCCAGCUCUAGUGCCGUCCCCAGCCCUGGUCAGCCUGCCUCCCCAGCCAUCAACAAGAAACAACGCCACAGCGCCAAGUCGGCAGCGGAUGUGCAGGUGCUAAAGCCUCAGCCUCACCCAAUAACAGGAGAAAUACAGCUCCAAAUCAGCUAUGACAGGAACCUGGGGAACCUGAUAGUGCAUGUGCUCCAGGCCAGGAACCUGGCUCAGAGAGACCCCAACAGAUACUCUGACCCCUUUGUCAAGGUCUACCUCCUACCAGGGAGAGGACAAGUCAUGGUAGUCCAGAACGCAAGUGGUGAGAACAAGAGGAGGACCAAGUACGUUCAAAGGAGUCUGAACCCAGAGUGGAACCAGACCGUCAUCUACAAGAACAUACACCUGGAACAGCUGAAGAAGAAGACUCUGGAGGUGACAGUGUGGGAUUAUGACAAAUCUUCCUCCAAUGACUUCCUGGGAGAAGUGUUGAUAGAUCUGUCUAACACAUCUCAGCUGGACAACACUCCUCGCUGGCUGCCUCUGAAGGAGCAGAGUGAGAGCAUUGAGCAUAGCAGAGCACACCACACCGCCCAGGGGCCUGGGGGGUCCCCCAAGAAUUCUGUGAUAAAGAGCAGAAGCCACGGGAUCUUCCCUGACCCAGCAAAAGACAUGCAGAUGGUGACUCUAGAGAAGUCCCACAGUAGUCCCGGCAGCUCUAAGUCAUCGUCAGAUGGCCAGCUUCGUUCCCACGGUCCGUCCCGCAGCCAGAGCAAGAGCAGUGUCACGCAGGCCCACCUGGAGGAUGCUGGGAUAGCUAUUGCUGCCGCAGAGGCCGCUGUGCAACAAGCCCGCCUCCAACCGAGACCAGGCCACAGGUUGGGGGAUGUGUCGGGGCCGGUGGUGUCCUCAGCCCCCAAUCUGCUGGAGGGGUAUGGGGGUCUGGAUGGAGAAGAGGGGGCUGGCACAGGGGUCGACAGCGCCAUUUUCCAGGUCCCACGCAUAGGGAAGACCAUCCCCAACGGCAUCGACAAGUCUAGAGGACUGCCACUCUCGCUAUCAGACAAUGAGGCGUGUGGGGGUAAGACCCAGAUGAUGGGGGAGAUCAAGGUGGCCUUGAAGAAGGAGGUGAAACAAGAGGGAGACCAGCUGGUCCUGGAGGUUCUACAGUGUAGAAACAUCACUUACAAGUUCAAGAGCCCAGACCACCUACCAGAUCUCUAUGUGAAGCUGUACGUUGUUAAUGUGGCGACUCAGAAGAGGAUCAUCAAGAAGAAGACAAGAGUGUGUCGACACGACAGAGAACCCUCCUUCAACGAGACCUUUAGGUUUAGCCUCAACCCCACCGGACACUCCCUGCAGUUGUUCCUGGUGUCUAACGGGGGUAAGUUUAUGAAGAAGACCCUGAUAGGAGAGGCCUACAUCUGGCUGGACAAGGUGGACAUGAGGAAGAGGGUGGUCAGCUGGCACAAGCUGCUGGUCAAUUCCACACACAACCAGUCCUGA
Salvelinus namaycush (lake trout) is the source of this 16926-nucleotide messenger RNA. RefSeq names its product protein piccolo-like. Gene Ontology annotation, biological process: protein localization to synapse; presynaptic active zone assembly. Lineage: Eukaryota; Metazoa; Chordata; Actinopteri; Salmoniformes; Salmonidae. The transcript is spliced from 34 exons. The record is from RefSeq and is a predicted model, not a curated record. Gene Ontology annotation, cellular component: glutamatergic synapse; axon; cytoskeleton of presynaptic active zone. Gene Ontology annotation, molecular function: protein binding; metal ion binding; structural constituent of presynaptic active zone.